Messenger RNA from Ylistrum balloti, 3744 nucleotides. RefSeq names its product agrin-like. NCBI's taxonomy places the organism in Eukaryota, Metazoa, Mollusca, Bivalvia, Pectinida, Pectinidae. Gene Ontology annotation, molecular function: protein binding; calcium ion binding. The coding region runs from base 1 to 3744 and encodes 1247 amino acids. The transcript has 25 exons. The record is from RefSeq and is a predicted model, not a curated record.
AUGUUUGAUGAAUAUUUCUACACUGGCUCUUCUUCAAUUCUUGGUGGUGGAAAACUAUGUAAAGGAACAAUUUGUAACUUUGGAGCACGUUGUGAAAAUGGAACCUGCGUUUGCCCAUUAACUUGUCCCCGUACUCUUGAACCUGUGUGUGCCAGUGACAGAAAAACUUACGAGAAUGAAUGCAAAAUGAAACGUGAAGCAUGUGUGCGUAAUGUGGAUUUGCAGGUGGUGGAUACGCGCCCCUGUGAAAAUGAGGUGGAUAACGGCUACUCGGGAGGAGGGUCCGGUGAUAUGACUGACAACAUGCCAAUCUGUGACGAGAUUCUCUGUAAAUAUGGAGGGGAGUGCCAACUGAACGAACAAGGGACAUAUGGUUGUUCCUGUAACUUCAACUGCCAAGCUAUCAGAUCGACAGUUUGUGGUUCAGAUGGACGUACUUACGGAAAUCAUUGUCAGAUGCAGCUUGAAGCUUGUAACGAACAAAGGGAGAUAAUCCAAGUAUCCAUGGAUAAUUGUUUUGACAUCAAUGAAGAGCUAUGUGAUGGCAGCCCACCAUUGAUGGCUCCUUAUCCAUAUGAAUAUAAUUGUUCAUCUAAAUUUAACAACUGUCCGCCUAACAGCUACUGCCAUGAACAGUUCGGCAAAUGUUGCCAGGAAGUGGAUUGUACCUGUAAUGAGAAGGGCUCAAUGAGCAUUACCUGUAACCCCACUACCCGCGAGUGUCGCUGUAAACCAGGGGUCGGUGGUAAACAGUGUAACUACUGCCUCCCUGGCUACUGGGGACUGGCUCUCAACCAGGACAGCGUUGGUUGUGUUCCCUGUAAUUGCCACACACUGGGACGUCUUCGUGGGGACUGUAAUCAGUCCACGGGAGAGUGCUUCUGUCGACCUAAAAUAAAAGGUGCAAAAUGUGAUCGCUGUCCAGAUGGUAGCCGCAUAGUGUCAAGAUAUGGAUGUCCGAAAGAUCCUAAUGUGCUGCCUACUCCACGGACAUGCCGGGAUGUACAAUGCGAUUUUGGAGGUACCUGUGUGGAGUUCGGAAAUCGUGCCUACUGCGACUGCGAAUCCUUGCCUUGCUUUGCCGAGGACUGGCCACGUUCUGUAACUGUGUGUGGAAGUGACCUUAACACCUACCAGUCCAAAUGCGAACUGAAACGGGCUGCCUGUAACCAGCAGACAAACAUCACUGUUGUGUUUAUAGGAGAAUGUGUAUUCCGUGAAAAAACCACGGUAUCACCAUUUAUGAAUGGGAAUCCUCGACGAACACCCCACUACCAUGCUACCACUCCAACAACACAACAUGAAAGGCCUCGAAGCAGUUACAAAACAACACGGCAUGCUGGACCCCCUCCACCUGAGGUCAGCAGUGAGGUGACGCGGACCACUGCGCGACCUGUCACCAACCCACCUCCUCUUGUUGAAGGCAAAAUUUUGGACAUCUGCCUUGAUGACACAUACUGCAGUGUUCAAAACAGCCACUGUCACCUGGGGAUUUGUACCUGUUGGGAUGGCUACAUACCUACAUUAGAUAACACACACUGUUCAGAAGUGAAACAGGUACGUCCUAAUCAUUCUCACCUGUAUGACCAGUCAGCCUGCUCCAUAAACCCGUGUCGUAACGAAGGCUUGUGUGUCCCCGAUGAUCUCCUUGGUUAUCGAUGUUUGUGUCCCCUUGGAAAGAUUGGUCCAAACUGUAAAAGAGAUGCAAUGAUCCAGGUGCCAUCAUUUACCGGAAUGUCAUACAUGUCCGUCACAGAAAUUAAAAAGGCUAACGAUGAUCUCACUAUUGAACUGAGUUUCCGCUCUCUGAAUGCUGAUGGUCUACUUCUGUACAGCAGCCAAUUUGUCAACGGAACCGGGGACUUCAUCUCCUUAACACUUAUAGAUCAAUACGUAGAGUUCAGAUUUGACCUAGGUAGCGGUAUAGCUAUCAUUAGAAGCCCAGAGAGGAUACCCCUGAAUGAGGAUUGUCACGUGAUUGCUAACCGUUUUAAUCGUGAGGGGAUGCUGAUUGUAAAUGAUUUCCCAGGCGUUUCUCAGAUGAGUCCUGCCUCGCUGGUCUCUCUUGAUCUGAAGGGACCUCUGUAUAUUGGCUUUCUUCCAGAACACGCACGGCUUGGUCUGGAAAGAGCUGGUGUGUACGAUGGAUUUGUAGGAUGUGUUAUGUCACUCCAGGCGAGCACAUCUCAGCUAGCUAAAGUGUAUGACUUGACGUAUCCACAAGUAACAGCUGAUAUUUACGAGGCCAGAGAUAUAGGUGAAUGUGGCCAGAAUCCUUGUUCCAGCCUUCCCUGUCAACAUGGUGGGACGUGUCUAAUGUCUGAUGCUGAAAUAUUUACCUGUCUUUGUGAGGAGGGCUACACAGGAGACAACUGUGAAAUCAUCAUGAAUCCAUGUGUGAGUGCAGUAUGUCAACAUGGUGCCACCUGUCGUCAAACACUCGGAGGUACUGGGUACGAAUGUGUCUGUCCAGACAACCGUGAAGGAGAAUUCUGUGAAUAUGAAAAAUUACAUAAGAUAUUUGUUCCGGAAUUUAAUGGUAGUUCCUACAUUCAGUGCCCUCUAGGAGAUGUUAGCAGUACUGCACUCUCACUCAAAGUCUGGUUUUUAACACGUAAACCUAAUGGGGUACUGAUGCAUGCCAGCCAGUUUCCUCAUGGACUCGGGGAUUUUGUAUCCGUAAACAUCGUAGAGCGACACAUCGAGUUCCGCUUCAACAUGGGAAGUGGCACGGUGGUAAUCAGGAGUGAUGAGAAGAUAGAAAUCAAUAAAUGGCAUGAAGUGUAUGUACAGAAAGUAGAUAGGGCUGGGACACUGGUUAUAGACAGCAGUGAGGAACGGCUCACUAUGGCAGAAUCUCAGGGAGGACUGACAGAGCUGAACCUUCAGGAAAGUAAUCUGUUUUUAGGAGGUUUCAGGAAUAACAACACCAUUCCAGUUGACUCUAAUAUCCUCUAUAAUUUUACUGGUGUGAUACAGAGGAUCUAUAUAAAUGGUCGCCUGGUAGACAAUAUUAUGGAGGUGGCUCGAGACGCUGUCAAUAUCCAGGAAUACAUGGGAAAUCCCUGCAACGUCAAUCCCUGUCUCAACGGAGGCGUGUGUGUGCCCAAACUCAACGCUGCUGACUGCAAGUGCCCGAUGAAAUACCUCGGUCAACGGUGUGAGAAACGUUCUGAUGCUAUAAACAAAGACUUGCCUGUUAAAUUUGAUGGACACACCUUUCUUCGAUAUCCAAAUGAAAUAUCCCAUGAGGUUCCAGGACAACGCACAAACAAGUACACAAUAAAAUUUCGAGUUGCAAGAAAUGGUCUCCUCUUGUUCCAACAAGGAGCACUUCCUGUGUUAGAGGAUUACUUGGCCAUCGCUGUGGUGGACGGACGAGUUCAGCUCAGCUACAAUCUUGGUCGUCAGAAUGAAAACGACCUUCAUAUCAUAACAUCAACAGUACCAGUGGACAAUGGACAGUGGCAUACUUUGGUAGUCAACAGAGAUGAAAGACAAGCAACUCUACAGGUAGACGAGGAACGACCAGUGAAAGGUGUGUCCUCUGAGGGAGCCUCACAGCUCGACACUGAUGGCAAUCUCUGGAUUGGAGGAAAAAGUAGCCUGCCACAUGGACUGCCAAAUCAAUACUACGAUGGGUUUAGGGGCUGUAUUGAAGAAGUUUAUAUAAAUGACCAUAAGCUUCAGAUGAUUGACCACAGAAGUGACCAAAGAUCCCCUAUAGUCAGGUUCUGUGUAUGA